Peromyscus maniculatus bairdii (prairie deer mouse) is the source of this 7977-nucleotide messenger RNA. NCBI's taxonomy places the organism in Eukaryota, Metazoa, Chordata, Mammalia, Rodentia, Cricetidae. The record is from RefSeq and is a predicted model, not a curated record.
CCUGGAGCCGUCCGGAUGGCGGCUGCAACAGCCCCAGCCACUGCCACUCACGCACGCACGCUGCCACUUGCCCCCGCACCCUCCGCACCGCACGCGGGAGAGCGGCGCGUGCAGGAGCUGCUGGGCUGAGCUCCCCCGCUGGGGUCCCCGCGCGGCAAGACCGCGCUCCUGCCGCCACCCGAGUGGGUGCCCCCGACCGUUCGCCUCGGCUGUCCCUGGCGAACCGGCUCCCCGCCCCCUCCUCCCGCGCCCUCCCCUCCCUUCUCCCUCCCCUCCCUCUGCAACGCCUGCAUUAUUUUCCGCCCGCAGGGUCCGCGCGCACACCGCGGCCUCGGCGGGGGAGGUGACCGGGUGGGUGGCUGGGUGGGUGGCUGGCUGGCUGGCGGGGAGUACAGCGUGCAAGUUGCAGGGAAGGGGUGCCCGCUCCUUCCGCGCUUUCCGUGCUCCCGGCUCCUCACUCCUUCCCCCCUCCUCCUCGCCUCCUCCCUCCCCGCCCCCACCUCCUUCCUCCUCUCCGAAGGGCUGGUAACUUGUUGUGCGGAGCGGACGGCGACAACGACGGCGGCGGCGGCGGCACCAUCCGGGCGGGCAGCAUGGGCACGUCCGCGCGCUGGGCGCUGUGGCUGCUGCUCGCGUUGUGCUGGGCGCCCCGGGACAGCGGCGCCUCUGCAAGCGGGAAAAAAGCCAAAUGUGAUACUUCCCAAUUCCAGUGCACAAAUGGCCGCUGCAUUACUCUGCUGUGGAAAUGUGAUGGCGAUGAAGACUGUGUUGAUGGCAGUGAUGAGAAGAACUGUGUAAAGAAGACAUGUGCUGAGUCUGACUUCGUGUGCAAAAAUGGCCAGUGUGUUCCUAACAGAUGGCAGUGUGAUGGGGACCCUGAUUGUGAAGACGGUUCUGAUGAAAGCCCCGAACAGUGCCAUAUGAGAACAUGCCGCAUAAAUGAAAUCAGCUGUGGCGCCCGUUCUACUCAGUGUAUCCCAGUGUCCUGGAGAUGCGAUGGUGAGAGUGAUUGUGACAAUGGCGAAGAUGAAGAAAACUGUGGCAACAUAACAUGUAGUGCUGAUGAGUUCACUUGCUCCAGCGGCCGCUGUGUCUCCAGGAACUUUGUGUGUAAUGGCCAGGACGACUGUGAUGAUGGCAGUGAUGAGCUGGACUGUGCCCCACCGACCUGCGGGGCUCAUGAGUUCCAGUGCAGCACCUCUUCCUGCAUCCCCCUCAGCUGGGUGUGUGAUGAUGACGCAGAUUGUUCUGACCAGUCGGACGAGUCUCUUGAACAGUGUGGCCGUCAGCCAGUGAUACAUACCAAAUGUCCCGCCAGCGAGAUCCAGUGUGGCUCUGGCGAGUGCAUUCACAAAAAAUGGCGAUGCGAUGGAGAUCCUGACUGCAAGGAUGGCAGUGAUGAGGUCAACUGCCCAUCUCGAACCUGCAGACCUGACCAGUUUGAGUGUGAAGACGGUAGCUGUAUCCAUGGCAGCAGGCAGUGCAACGGCAUCCGAGACUGUGUUGAUGGCUCUGAUGAAAUCAACUGCAAAAACGUCAAUCAGUGCUUGGGCCCUGGAAAGUUCAAGUGCAGAAGUGGAGAAUGCAUAGACAUCAGCAAAGUGUGUGACCAGGAGCAGGACUGCAGAGACUGGAGUGAUGAGCCCCUGAAGGAAUGCAAUAUCAAUGAAUGCUUGGUCAAUAACGGUGGCUGUUCCCACAUCUGCAAAGACCUAGUUAUAGGCUAUGAAUGUGACUGCGCAGCUGGGUUUGAACUGAUAGAUAGGAAAACCUGUGGAGAUAUUGAUGAAUGCCAAAAUCCGGGGAUCUGCAGUCAAAUUUGUAUCAACUUAAAAGGCGGUUACAAGUGUGAAUGUAGUCGUGGCUAUCAAAUGGAUCUUGCCACUGGCGUGUGCAAGGCAGUAGGCAGAGAGCCAAGUCUGAUCUUCACUAAUCGAAGAGACAUCAGGAAGAUUGGCCUAGAGAGGAAGGAAUACAUCCAACUUGUAGAACAGCUAAGAAACACGGUGGCUCUCGAUGCUGACAUUGCAGCUCAGAAGCUAUUUUGGGCUGAUCUAAGCCAAAAGGCCAUCUUCAGUGCCUCAAUUGAUGACAAGGUUGGUAGACAUUUUAAAAUGAUCGACAAUGUCUAUAAUCCUGCAGCCAUUGCUGUUGAUUGGGUGUACAAGACCAUCUACUGGACUGAUGCGGCUUCUAAGACUAUUUCAGUAGCUACCCUAGACGGAGCCAAGAGGAAGUUCCUGUUUAAUUCUGACUUGCGAGAGCCUGCCUCCAUAGCUGUGGACCCGUUGUCUGGCUUUGUUUACUGGUCAGACUGGGGCGAGCCAGCUAAAAUAGAAAAAGCAGGGAUGAAUGGAUUUGAUAGACGUCCACUGGUGACUGAGGAUAUCCAAUGGCCUAAUGGAAUUACACUUGGUAUGUAUGUCCUUCUCGCUCCUUCACUGGUAACUCCCUUCAUUGUGUUCAAACGUAUGCUCAUUGUAAAUUUGGAUCGUGUCUACUGGAUAGAUGGAGAAAAUGAAGCAGUGUAUGGUGCCAAUAAGUUCACUGGGUCAGAGCUGGCUACUCUAGUCAAUAACCUCAACGAUGCCCAAGACAUCAUUGUCUACCAUGAACUCGUUCAGCCACCAGGUAAAAAUUGGUGUGAAGAAGAUAUGGAGAAUGGAGGAUGUGAAUACCUCUGCCUGCCAGCACCACAGAUUAGUGACCACUCUCCGAAAUAUACCUGUUCCUGUCCCAAUGGGUACAGUCUCGAGGAGAAUGGACGAGCGUGUCAAAGUACUUCAACUCCUGUGACUUACAGUGAGACAAAAGAUAUCAACACAACAGAUAUUCUACGUACUAGUGGACUGGUUCCUGGAGGGAUCAAUGUGACCACAGCAGUAUCAGAGGUCAGUGUUCCCCCAAAAGGAACUUCAGCUGCCUGGGCCAUCCUUCCUCUCUUGCUCUUGGUAAUGGCAGCAGUAGGUGGCUACUUGAUGUGGCGGAACUGGCAACAUAAAAACAUGAAAAGCAUGAACUUCGACAAUCCUGUGUACUUAAAGACAACUGAAGAGGACCUCUCAAUAGACAUUGGUAGACACAGUGCUUCUGUGGGACACACAUACCCAGCAAUAUCAGUUGUAAGCACAGAUGAUGAUCUGGCUUGACCUCUGAAUAAGUCUUGACCUCUGAGGUCUAAGCCAACAACACUCCACUCCAGAAUGGUAACCGAACCAGCGCUGAAGUCGCCUUUCUUCCUCCCAUCUGGAAGAACAUCAAGAUAUCUUUCCAUGGAUCAAGUUUGUGUACUUGACCAUUUUUAUAUUACUUUUGUAAAUAUUCUUGGUCACAUUCUACUUCAGCUUUGGAUGUGGUUACCAAGUAUCUGUAACCCUUGGAUCUCUAGACAGUAUUGCCAUCUCUGGCCAAAUAUGCACUUUCCCUAGAAAGCCAUAGUCCAGCAAUGAACCUUGUGCUAUAGUGAAUCCCACCUGUACAUACAUUGUAUAGGCCACCUGUACAUAUCCCAGAGAACAAUCACUAUUCUUAAGCACUUUGAAGAUAUUUCUAUGUAAAUUAUUGUAAACUUUUUCAAUGGUUGGGACAAUGGCAAUAGGAUAAAACGGGUUACUAAGAUGAAAUUGCCAAAAAAAAAAUUUGUAAACUAAUUUUGUACGUAUGAAUGAAAUCUUUGACCUCUGUGGAGGUUUGCAAAGACUGACUUCAAACUACUGUACAUUUUUUUUCAAGUGCUAAAAAAUUAAACCACACAGCUUAACCAUGUUUUGAUUAUUCCUCUAAAAUGAACACUGGGAACAGCCUGUGUAUCACCAAAUGUUCUAGACAUUUGAGCUAUAGCUCUUGGUGUUGUAUACCUAGCCUAUAAUUGGACUAGCAUCUUUUACAACCAAGUGCUAACUAAAGAAAUAGCUACCAUUUAAUAUUUGUUCCCCUGAAUUUAUCAACCUUCCUUCCUUCCUUCCUUCCUUCCUUCCUUCCUUCCUUCCUUCCUUCCUUCCUUCCUUCCUUCUUUCUUUCUUUGCUGGCCUCAGGCUUGCCGUGUUCCUGCCUCAGCUUCCUAACUUCAAGGAUUACAUGUCUCAUGUCUGUACCACUACACCCAGCUGACGUAUUUCUUAUUUUAUAAAAGACACUGUCUUCCCAGAAUUCCUUUUGCUUGCAGAAGAUUCCCAUUCCUUCUCUUUUUUUCACAAUGAUCUAGAAUCCAUGCUAAGAUUUCCACAAGUUCUCAUGCUUUGUUGUUCAUGUUCUGUCAUGAAUUGUAGGUCAAAGAUAAGUGCCUUCCACGGCAUAGGGAAGGGUUUACUCUAACAAGAGCCUGACUUGUCUUACCGUGAAGAUGAGUAGGAAGGAUACUAGGCAGCAUUGUUGUUAAACAGCCUAAGUUGUGGUUCUCAGCAUGCACCCAGGAACAGCAGUAUCACUGCUAGGAACUUAACAGAAAUGAAAAUUCUUGGGCCUCACCCCAAACCUACUUAAUCAGAAACCCCAGUAAUGGGGACCAGGAAACUCUUCAUAUAGUUCUGAUAUAACCUAAAGUUUGAUAAAAACUAUUCUUAUAUGGCUUCAUGGAGAUUAUAAUUGUAAUGUGUUCAACACAUUGCCAGUCUAUAGCAUCAGACAUGUAGACAUGUUCUUUCUAUGGAGAAUUUGUGGACCUUUGUGUGGAGAACAGCUGGGGAGUUGGAGGUGGAAAAGGGGUAUUGUAUCAGGGGAGAGUUUUCCAUCACAUUGGCCAUCACGUCCUUACUCUGGCAUCUCAAGACAUCUAAAAGUGGAGAAAGAUGGCUUAAAGCACAGACGAGAUCCUCCAGUAACUCCACUGUGAGGUGGGCACAGUAGAAAGGGCACUGGUUCCUUGGGGAUGAGAUGGCUGAGCUAGCAUCUAAAACAGACAAGGUCAUCUCAUUUUUAAGAACCUUGUCUCCUCUGCAGAAACCUAGCAUUAGCUAGAACUAACUGUAUUUUAAAAGGCACAAAGUCAUUUUAAAAAAUGAAGUGCUUAAAUAUUGAUAGAGCGUUGAUGAGUAUUGCUAGAGAGGUUAGUUACCUGAUGAGACUGCUAAGUGAUUCAGUGGACAACAGUUCACAAGGGAUGAGAACCCUGAACUUUAUCACCCAUACAAGAGCUUGAGGACUGUAUGUGAGAUGGGUUGACGUAAAUUGGCUGUAUCUCUAGAGUUUAAUGUAGUGGAUAACUGAUUAAGAGGUAAACCAUGAAACAUCAAAUUCUUAGAAAGGAUAUUUAUAAUUAAACCUGUCACAUGAGGCCACAGUGAGUGGAACCUCAAGGCACUUGAGGAAUACCUGCAAAGGACAGACAAAUCAACAGAUUUGUGGAUCCUGGUAAAGAAAUUCAGCCAAGUCUAGGAGUCCAAAAUUUUAAGUGUUUGUUGCAAGCUACAUGCUCCUUGGCAAGAAGCAGGCCCAGUAGAUCACUGGUUCCCUUAGAAUAUUCUAACAGCUACUUCAAAGAUUUGGCAUCAUUUCUGAGCCUUUGGAUCUGGAUAAAUAGAGGGCAAAAAUAAUUCUUUGAGGCUUCAACUUGGGCACUUGCCUUGACUCCCUUUAUUAUUAGAAGGCAGACAUCCCCUCUCAAAAAUGAGCAGGCAGGUUUUAAAUGGCACAGUUGCUGACCAGUUAAAGGAGUGCCGUUUCAGUUGGAAACAUUGCAGAAAUCUGAGACCCACCUAAUGUCUAGCUUUUAACUUCACCCCCAUCCAAAGAUGCUGGUGGACUUCCCAUGUAUCGUGUAGUUAAACAAAAUUGAUUUCCUAGCAUUCUUACCUAGUAAAAUCUUGCCUACUGGAACAGUAUGUUCCCUUAAAUCCAAAUAAAUGGUCACACUUCUUUCUUUUACUUCUGGCAAAAUAAAUAAAUAAAUAAAGCAACCACAGACCCUUUUGCUUACUUAGGUUCAAGAACAAAACAAAAUGCUACUCCUGAUCCAGAACUUUGAGCCCUUCAUUUCUGAAGCCAAUGUUUUGCCCUCUUUGGAAAGACUGAGAAUUUCGUCCCUAUUGUAGCCAUAGUCUAGACCCUAACACUGGGCUAAUUCUAGAAAUGUAAAAAAGUCCAAGAAGGUGUCUUGUUUUCAAGGAGAAAGAGGAAGAUGAGACAGUCAUGGUUCAGGUUUUGUUGUUUGUUUGUUUUUCUCACAUCCAGCACAGAGGUUUCCAGCUCACAAGAACUUCAUGGAAAGGACAAUAUCCACCAUUUUUGUAUGAAUCUCAUUCUCACCUACCUUCACCAAUGAAAAGCUGAAUGUUAGUUAAUAGAGAGUCCGAAAUUGAGGUUUGCGAUCACAUGUCCCAUCUCUUUACAGCAUCACUUCAAUCUGUUUAGUGUUUCUGAACCUGGUUCUUCCAAGAAACAGGAAUGAAGUGGGACCACAGACCCAGAGUCCAUUUAAGUCCUCCUGUAUGUGUCUGUGUGGACCCUGAGACAAGUGUGAGACAGGGAGUAUGUGGGCGGGGUGGGCUCAGCAGGAACUCGGGGAUAUCUCAAGAAUGGCUGCUUCUUGGCUGUGCUUGGUGGCCGAGUUAGAUGGGCGGCUUGGUGGGUGUGUUUAGAGGUCUACACAUUAUGUCAAUAGCAUGUAUUUCUCUGUCCUGGGUGUGCUAGCUCGGUCAAGUCACCAAGCAUCUCUGUGGUAUGGAGAUGAUAGGGAUACACUGGGACAAUGGGAUGGAGGAGUCCAAGAGCUCAGCCCAGUGCCUGGCAUUUGGUGUGUAUGGGCAAACGUACUGACUAUCACUGUCAGUAUGUGUUCUCACACAGCCUGAGAACUGGUAAGUGACUACCAGUGAGCACGGCAGGCAGAUUCACUCAUUGAGUAACAAGAGCCUUUCCUCGCCCUGAAUGGUUGUUCCCCAUCACACUGAAGUCUGAAGUUCAGGAUUUUUACCUCAUACAGGUGAAAGGCCUUAAAGGAUGAUAUGGUUUAAACCUUAGAAUCACAGCUGGUAUGUGUCUACCUCCAGCUUUGACUGCUUCUCCUAGGAUGUGGAAACACAUAUUGGCACCUGCAGAGUCUUUAAAUGGCUAAAUGUUUGUAAUGACCUUUCAGUUCUUACCAUAUGCUUAAUGUCAUGUUAUAUAAAGUCUUCUCCCAUCAUAUCAGAUCCUCACAGUAACCCUAAUAGGAAAGCAUCUUCAUUCUGCAUAUGUGAAAGCUAAGGACAUGAACCAUGUAAGAUCCCAAACUAAGUACGCUGCCAUUGUCUCGGGAGAGGGUGCUGUCCUGUGCAAAUGUUAAGGUGGAUAUCACAUUGUAUGUUUGCUGAGUCUCCUUUUCUACAGAUGGUAGAGCACAUCUGCAGUUUCUCAGUUGUUUUAGAUUCCCCAUCCAGCAAGAUGGUGCCCAGAACUAGAAAGCUGGCAUGGUACCAUGAACAUGGUACCAGAACAGCAUGGUAGCACUCGGUUAAGUCUAGUAUCUUGGCAGCCAUCAAGGGAUAGCUUUAAAGCAAAGGUUCCCUGCAGGAACUUAGAGACAUCACAUCAGUCCCUAGCAGAGCAUGUUAGAAGAAGGCAUGCUACCACACAGUAAUUUUCAGUUUCCAAGGUAGCCAAGUGGACAAUUCGCCAGAGGAGACAGGAAGGAACGUGGUUUGUUCACAGAGUGAUGGUGCUGUGACUUCAAAACUGAUCUCAACUGUUCUAGAAUCUGCCCUAACACCUGGCUGUUUCUCAAUUGACAUGUACACUUGGAAAGAAAGGAAUGUUUUGAACAAAAUUACUUUCACAAAACUGUCUCGCCUCUUUUAAACAUCACACUUGAUACUAAGAAUAUGAUUUAAGAGCAUGUGAUGCCUCAGAAGGCCCAUGAACACACCCUGACCAUUGCCUUAGGGUCGUCACUGUUGUAAGGGCACACGUUGGAACACAUUCAGUCCUUCUGACCUGUAGAUAACUAUUUUUCUCUAAAUGAACUGUACAUUUAUCUUAAAUAAAAAUUUAUUUUUGAGAUAA